CGGAGUGCAUCACGAGAAUUCGCGGGCUCUACGUACGAGCGGCCGCCCACAAACGGGGCAAAUUAAUAGAUCCAUCAUGGGCGUCCAUCAACCGUGGGCUGUUGUUAUGUGCCGAGUGCUGCAGCGUUCACCGUAGCAUGGGAAGACAUAUAUCUCACGUUAAAUCUUUGCGCCAAGGAUCCUGGCCACCUUCGCUUUUAGCGAUGGUGCAGGCCUUGACAGCUCAAAAUGUAAAUAGCAUAUGGGAACACUCUUUGCUCGACACUUCAGCACCAAAGCAUUUACGUAAAAAACCCCAGGCUAAGGAUCCAUUACACCCAACAAAAUCAGAAUUUAUCUUGGCGAAACAUUUGCGGCUGGCGUAUGUACUGAGAGCCAGACGCGAUGAGCCUCCGAGUGAGCUGGGCCGCCAGCUGCACAGCGCUGUGAGGAGCUCCUCCCUGGACACGGCCAUGAGGCUGCUGGCUCAGGGCGCCGACCCUAACUAUUACAAUCAGGAGAAAGGAACCGCGUGCCUUCACGUAGCGUGCCGCGCGGGGCAGCCGGCGCAGGCCGAGCUGCUGGCGGCGUGGGGCGCCGAGCCCACCGCGCGCGACCACGAGGGCCUCACGCCCGCCGACUGCGCCAGCCAGAGCAUACUAUGGUGCAGUGUAGUGGUGUUGGCUGCCACUUGGGGCUGCGCUAGCGGGCACGGGCGCCUCAUCGAGCCUCCAUCGCGAGCGUCCGCCUGGCGCUACGGCUUCGACACGCCGCACAACUACAACGACCACGAGCUCUACUGCGGCGGCUUCUCCCGCCAGUGGAACAAAAACGACGGCAAGUGCGGCGUCUGCGGGGACGCCUGGGAUGCCCAACAACCCCGAGCCCACGAGUUCGGUGGACGCUUCUAUAAAGGCGUCAUAGUCCGCCGCUAUGCGCCCAAACACCCCAUCACAAUCAAAGUAGAACUCACAGCCAACCACAACGGCUUCUUCGAGUUUAGAAUCUGCGACGAAUUCAAAGGCACAACCCAGGAAUGCUUGGACAAGAACGUCCUGAAACUCAACGGACGAGACGACACGAAGUUCUAUCCUCGCGAUGGGAACAAAGUCUACGAAAUGAAAUACAUAUUGCCCGAAGGAUUCGAGUGCUCGCAUUGCGUGAUGCAAUGGAGAUACAUAGCAGGUAACAACUGGGGAAAGUGUGAGAACGGCACGGAGGCGGUGGGGUGCGGUCCCCAGGAGGAAUUCAGGGCGUGCGCUGACAUUGCGAUAGGUGACAAGUUUGCGACGACGACCAGAAGGCCCAGGCCUUCGUACGUGCCCCCGAACAGGAGACCAACAGUGCCCACGCCAGAAGAGUCGACUGGCAGCGCAUGGUACGGAGUCGUGGUCGCCAUCGUGGCCCUCUUCAUCGCUUUGGCAGUGCUGGCGGGAAUAUACCUGUACUACUACAGAGGAGGCAUGAAGAUCAAGAGCCUCUUGAAGUCCAAAGUCCCUGCGCCUGCUCCUGUUCCUCCACCGAGGCAUAAAAGGUCUUCCCUCUCUAGAGAAGCCCCACCAGAACUGAUACCUCCCAAAGUUCCCCAUUUACCUGAGUCCGGGUUUGAAACUGUAGAUCUUCGUGCUAAGUGAUACCGUCGUAGUAUAUUUUAAAUAAGUGUUAAGAGGCUAUAGGUUAAGUUAAGUCACUUACCACUGCCUUGAUAGUGAUAUUUUAAGUGAAUUGAUUGUAUGAAGUGUAUGCGCUGUGUGACUCCGGUAUGACUGGUUUUGAUUCGACUAAGUAUUUAAUUCUAAGCUAGGUUUUUAUCAUUGUAAAUUUUAUUUAUUUUAUAAUAAACGUUUACAACAUGUU
This is a messenger RNA of Ostrinia furnacalis (Asian corn borer), 1836 nucleotides long. RefSeq lists its product as uncharacterized. The transcript has 7 exons. Gene Ontology annotation, molecular function: GTPase activator activity; small GTPase binding. Gene Ontology annotation, biological process: brain development; regulation of ARF protein signal transduction; synaptic vesicle recycling. Gene Ontology annotation, cellular component: synapse. NCBI's taxonomy places the organism in Eukaryota, Metazoa, Arthropoda, Insecta, Lepidoptera, Crambidae. Bases 138 to 1613 code for a protein of 491 amino acids. The record is from RefSeq and is a predicted model, not a curated record.